This is a messenger RNA of Orbilia oligospora ATCC 24927, 1080 nucleotides long. RefSeq lists its product as uncharacterized. The transcript is spliced from 3 exons. The record is from RefSeq and is a predicted model, not a curated record. Bases 1 to 1080 code for a protein of 359 amino acids. NCBI's taxonomy places the organism in Eukaryota, Fungi, Ascomycota, Orbiliomycetes, Orbiliales, Orbiliaceae.
AUGACGGCUCCAAAAAGAAUCUCGCUCUCUGGAACCAAUGGUGAGAUUGGAUUUCACCAUGGCGUUUCCCUCAAGGAGCAGAUUGUCCGGCAGAUCGAGUUAUACUAUGAAAUGUUCUGGAAUAGCUCUAAACUCGACCGCGAGGGUGUCCACCGCAGAGCUCGAGAAUACAAGGAAACAAUCCUAAAGCUAGUCCCGCACAUCCACGAGGAAAUCGUUGGAAUUGCAGAAGGUGCAGGUGUCGACGUUCUCGAUAUUGUAGCUCUUAACGUUAGGAGUGAAAUCGUCCUCGGGGAGUUCCAAGAUGGCUGUACGAGUAUUAGCUGGAAAGUUCCAGACGAGGACGGGAAACCGAUCCAAUAUCUUGCACAGAACUGGGAUUGGAUUAGACCUGUGCAGGAGAAUCUUGCAAUCAUUACACUAAGCCAGCCAGGCAAGCCGACUAUCCAAAUGAUCACUGAAGCCGGCAUCGUUGGUAAAAUCGGCUACAACAGCGCUUCGGUCGCCGUUCUUCUAAAUGCUCUCCGUGCAGCGCCAACGGAUACUAACAAAUUACCAAUCCACAUCCUCCUCCGACUAUGUCUAGAGUCUAACAGCGCCUCGGAAGCGUACUCGCAAAUCGAGAGGUACGGUGCCGCCUCAGCCCAGCAUAUCCUUUUAGGUGACAUGUCCGGCGCGAAAUGCCUCGAACUGUCACCCAUUAGAAAUCAUUGCAUAAGUCCAAAUGACAAUGAUUUUCUCGCGCAUACAAACCACUCUAUUGAGAACACCGCCAUCAAAGAAUCGUCUGAAUUUCCUGGUUCUAAAGAGAGAUUGGCGCGGACGUACGAAAUUGUGAAAACAAUAAACCCUACGGAUUUAUCGCCACAGAUUUUAAGGGAGACGAUCUUUAGCGAUAUCGAAAACGGCAAUUUUAGCAUUUGCGCAUCAGAGAAUGCGUGCCAACCAAAGUGGAUUCGAAUCAUGACUUUAUUCAAUAUUGUUAUUCGCUUGAAAGAGGGUUGCCAACCGAGCGCUGAGUUAGCUUUCUUUAAUGACUCCGCGGAUUGGAUUGGCCCCCAAAAUAUUAUGCGCCUAUAA